This is a messenger RNA of Rangifer tarandus platyrhynchus (Svalbard reindeer), 1701 nucleotides long. The record is from the annotation of a GenBank genome assembly. Lineage: Eukaryota; Metazoa; Chordata; Mammalia; Artiodactyla; Cervidae.
AUGAGGGAGCUGGAGGAACGCUCCGUUCGCGGCCGGGAGGCUCCCGGGGGCCGGGGCUCCGAGGUACCUGCCCUCCGGGGCCCGGGCGGGGGCGAGCCGGGCGGGCGGCAGGCUGCCGCGGGAGAUUCCCGGCAGCUGGGGCGGUCGGGGAAAAAAGAAGAAGGAGGAACCAUGUCAGGACACAAAUGCAGUUAUCCCUGGGACUUACACAAUCGAUAUCCCCAAGACAAGUCAGUUGUAAAUAAGAUGCAGCAGAAGUAUUGGGAGACGAAGCAGGCCUUUAUUAAAGCCACAGGGAAGAAAGAAGAUGAGCACGUUGUUGCCUCGGACGCAGACCUGGACGCCAAGCUAGAGCUGUUUCACUCAAUUCAGAGAACCUGUCUGGACUUGUCUAAAGCAAUUGUACUCUAUCAAAAGAGAAUAUGUUUCUUGUCUCAAGAAGAAAACGAACUGGGAAAAUUUCUCCGGUCCCAAGGCUUCCAAGAUAAAACCAGAGCGGGAAAAAUGAUGCAAGCGACAGGAAAGGCCCUCUGCUUUUCUUCCCAGCAAAGGUUGGCUCUGAGAAACCCUCUGUGCCGCUUUCACCAAGAAGUGGAGACUUUCCGGCACAGGGCCAUCUCCGACACCUGGCUGACGGUGAACCGCAUGGAGCAGUGCCGAACUGAAUACCGAGGGGCGUUACUGUGGAUGAAGGACGUGUCCCAGGAGCUUGAUCCAGACCUCUGCAAGCAGAUGGAGAAGUUCAGGAAGGUGCAAACACAAGUUCGCCUUGCCAAAAAAAGCUUUGACAAAUUGAAGAUGGAUGUGUGUCAAAAAGUGGAUCUUCUUGGAGCGAGCAGAUGCAAUCUCUUGUCUCAUAUGCUAGCAACAUACCAGACCACUCUGCUUCAUUUUUGGGAGAAAACUUCUCACACUAUGGCAGCCAUCCAUGAGAGCUUCAGGGGUUAUCAGCCAUAUGAAUUUACCACGUUAAAGAGCUUACAAGACCCUAUGAGAAAACUGGUGGAGAAAGAAGAAAAGAAGAGGAUUGCCCAGCAGGAAAGUGCAGAGGCCAUGGUGGAGGAGCCAAGUCAGUUAAUUUCACUAGAGGAUGAAAACCAACACAAGGAAUCCUCUAGUUUUAAGACCGAAGAUAGAAAAAGUAUUUUAUCUGCCUUAGACAAAAGCUCUACACAUAAUGCAUGCUCAGAUGAACUUUUAGACAUGAAACCUGAGGAAGGUGCUUGCCUGGGCCCAGUGGCAGGGACCCCAGAACUUGAAGGUGCUGACAGAGAAGACCUGCUGCUGUUGAGUGAAAUCUUCAACGCUUCCUCCCUGGAAGAGGGCGAGUUCAGCAAAGAGUGGGCCGCUGUGUUUGGAGAAGGUCGGCUGAAGGAGCCAGCGCCCACUGCGGCCCCAGGAGAGCCGGACCCCAGGCCCCAGGCAGGCUCAGGAUUCCUUCCUUCACAGCUUCUAGACCAAAACAUAAAAGACUUACAGGCCUCGCUGGAAGGCUGGUCAGAGAGCAGUGUCAGCCCUUCUCCUCCAUGGCCAGCACCAAAGGCAAGCAGUCCAAAUGUCAACUACCCUGCAGUGAAAGAGCCUGCCAAGGCCUCCUCGGACCUGACUGCCUGGUUCAGCCUUUUUGCUGAUCUCGACCCACUAUCAAAUCCUGAUGCUGUUGGGAAAACCGAUAAAGAACAUGAAUUGCUCAAUGCGUGA